Messenger RNA from Acanthosepion pharaonis, 6228 nucleotides. NCBI's taxonomy places the organism in Eukaryota, Metazoa, Mollusca, Cephalopoda, Sepiida, Sepiidae. The record is from the annotation of a GenBank genome assembly.
AUGCUCUUUUUCUUCUUGUCUAAGACGUAUUUUCUUCUCCUCCAGUUUUCCUCUUUCUUUUUCUCCUUCUUUCUUAAGUCGUUUUUUAUUAUUCUUCUUCUUCUUCAGCUCUUUUUCUUCUUGUCUAAGACGUAUUUUCUUCUCCUCCAGUUUUCCUUCUUCUUUUUCAUUUUCUUUCAUAAGUCGUUUUUUAUUCUUCUUCUUCUUCUUCUUCUUCUUCUUCUUCUACUUCUUCUUCUUCAGCCCUUUUUCUUCUUGUCUAAGACAUAUUUUCUUCUCCAGUUUUCCUUCUUCUUUUCUUCUUCUUUCUUAAGUUUUUUUUUUCUUCUUCUUCAGCCCUUUUUCUUCUUGUCUAAGACAUAUUUUCUUCUUCUCCUUUUUUCCUUCUUCUUUUCUUCUUCUUUCUUAAGUCGUUUUUUCUUCUUCUUCUUCAGCCCUUUUUUCUUCUUUUCUAAGACGUAUUUUCUUCUCCUCCAGUUUUCCUUCUUCUUUUCUUCUUCUUUCUUAAGUCGUUUUUUUUCUUCUUCUUCUUCAGCCUUUUCUUCUUGUCUAAGACCCUUUUUCUUCUUGUCUAAGACAUAUUUUCUUCUCCUCCAGUUUUCAUUCUUCUUUUUCUUCUUCUUUCUUAAGUCGUUUUUCUUCUUCUUCUUCUUCUUCUUCUUCUUCUUCUUCUUCUUCUUCUUCUUCUUCUUCUUCUUCUUCAGCCCUUUUUCUUCUUGUCUAAGACGUAUUUUCUACUCCUCCAGUUUUCCUUCUUCUUUUUCUUCUUCUUUCUUAAGUCGUUUUUUAUUCUUCUUCUUCUUCUUCUUCUUCUUCAGCCCUUUUUCUUCUUGUCUAAGACGUAUUUUCUUCUCCUCAAUUUUUUUUUUCUUCUUCUUCUUCAGCUCUUUUUCUUCUCGUCUAAGACGUAUUUUCUUCUCCUCCAGUUUUUCUUCUUUUUCUUCUUUCUUUCUUAAGUCAUUUUUUUUCUUCUUCGUCUUCUUCUUCAGCUCAGUUUUCUUUUUUUCUUCUUGUCUAAGACGUAUUUUCUUCUCCUCCAGUUUUCCUUCUUCUUUUUCAUUUUCUUUCUUAAGUCGUUUUUUAUUCUUCUUCUUCUUCUUCUUCUUCUUCUUCUUCUUCUUCUUCAGCCCUUUUUUCUUCUUGUCUAAGUUUUAUUUUCUUCUCCAGUUUUCUUUCUUCUUUUCUUCUUCUUUCUUAAGUCGUUUUUCUUCUUCUUCUUCCUUUUUCUUCUUGUCUAAGACAUUCGUUUUUUAUUCUUCUUCUUCUUCUUCUUCUUCUUCUACUUCUUCUUCUUCAGCCCUUUUCUUCUUGUCUAAGAUAUUAUUUUCUUCUCAGUUUUUCUUUCUUCUUUUCUUCUUCUUUCUUAAGUCGUUUUUUUUUCUAUUCUUCUUCAGCCCUUUUUCUUCUUGUCUAAGACAUAUUUUUCUUCUCCAGUUUUUCUUCUUCUUUUCUUCUUCUUUCUUAAGUCGUUUUUCUUCUUCUUCUUCUUCCCUUUUUUCUUCUUGUCUAAGACACGUAUUUUCUUCUCCUCAGUUUUCCUUCUUCUUUUUCUUCUUCUUUCUUACGUCGUUUUUUAUUCUUCUUCUUCUUCUUCUUCUUCUUCUUCUUCUUCUUCUUCUUCAGCUCUUUUCUUCUUGUCUAAGACGUAUUUUUUUCUCCUCAGUUUUCCUUCUUCUUUUCUUCUUCUUCUUUCUUUUUUUCUUCUUCUUCUUCUUCAGCUUUUUUUCUUCUUGUCUAAGACAUAUUUUCUUCUCCUCCAGUUUUCCUUCUUUUUUCUUCUUCUUUCUUAAGUCGUUUUUUUCUUCUUCUUCUUCUUCUUCUUCUUCUUCUUUUUCUUCAGCCCUUUUUCUUCUUCCCUUUUUCUUCUUCCCUAAGACGUAUUUUCUUUCCUCGUUUUUUUUCCUUCUUCUUUUUUCUUCUUCUUUCUUAAGUCGUUUUUUUUCUUCUUCUUCUUCUUCAGCCCUUUUUUCUUCUUGUCUAAGACGUAUUUUCUUCUCCUCCUUUUUUUCCUUCUUCUUUUUCUUCUUCGUUCUUACGUUUUCUUUUUUCUUCUUUUUUUCUUCUUCUUCUUCUUCUUCAGCCCUUUUCUUCUUGGCUAAGACGUAUUUUCUUCUCCUCCAGUUUUCCUUUUCUUUUCUUCUUCUUUUUCAUUUUUUUUUCUUUUCUUUCUUAAGUCGUUUUUUAUGCUUAUUCUUCUUCUUCUUCUUCUUCUUCUUCUUCUUCUUCUUCUUCUUCAGCCCUUUUUCUUCUUGUCUAAGACGUAUUUUCUUCUCCUCCAGUUUUCCUUCUUCUUUUUCUUCUUCUUUCUUAAGUCGUUUUUUCUUCUUCUUCUUCAACCCUUUUUCUUCUUGUCUAAGACGUAUUUUCUUCUCCUCCAGUUUUUCUUCUUCUUUUUCUUCUUCUUUCUUAAGUCGUUGUUUAUUCUUCUUCUUCGGCCCUUUUUCUUCUUGCCUAAGACGUAUUUUCUUCUCCUCCAGUUUUCCUCCUUCUUUUUCUUCUUCUUUCUUAAGUCGUUUUUUUUUUCUUCUUCUUCUUCUUCAGCCCUUUUCCUUCUUGUCUAAGACGUAUUUUCUUCUCCACCAGUUUUCCUUCUUCUUUUUCUUCUUCUUUCUUACGUCGUUUUUUAUUCUUCUUCUUCUUCUUCAGCCCUUUUUCUUCUUGGCUAAGACGUAUUUUCUUCUCCUCCAGUUUUCCUUCUUCUUUUUCUUCUUCUUUCUUAAUUUUCCUUCUUCUUUUUCUUCUUCUUUCUUAAGUCGUUUUUUUCUUCUUCUUCUUCUUCAGCCCUUUUUCUUCUUGUCUAAGACGUAUUUUCUUCUCCUCCAGUUUUCCUUCUUCUUUUUCUUCUUCUUUCUUAAGUCAUUUUUUUCUUCUUCUUCUUCUUCUUCUUCUUCUUCUUCAGCUCUUUUACUUCUUCUCUUUUUCUUCUUGUCUAAGACGUAUUUUCUUCUCCUUUCUUUUCUUCUUCAUUCUUCAUUUUUUUCUUCUUUUUUCUUCUUCUUUCUUAAGUCGUUUUUUUUUAUUCUUCUUCUUCUUCAGCCCUUUUUCUUCUUGUAUAAGUUUUCCUUCUUCUUUUUCUUCUUCUUUCUUAAGUCGUUUUUUUUCUUCUUCUUCUUCUUCAGCCCUUUUCCUUCUUGUCUAAGACGUAUUUUCUUCUCCUCCAGUUUUCCUUCUUCUUUUUCUUCUUCUUUCUUACGUCGUUUUUUCUUCUUCUUCUUCUUCUUCUUCAGCUCUUUUUCUUCUUGUCUAAGACUUUUCCUUCUUUUUUUUUCUUCUUUCUUAAGUCAUUUUUUUUCUUCUUCUUCUUCUUCUUCUUUUUUUUCUUCUUGGCUUAAGACAUACUUUCUUCUUCUCCAGUUUGCCUUCUUCUUUUCUUCUUCUUUCUUAAGUCUUUUUUUCUUCUUCUUCUUCUUCAGCCCUUUUUCUUCUUGUCUAAGACGUAUUUUCUUCUCCUCCAGUUUUCCUUCUUCUUUUUCUUCUUCUUUCUUACGUCGUUUUUUAUUCUUCUUCUUCUUCUUCAGCUCUUUUUCUUCUUGUCUAAGACAUAUUUUCUUCACCAGUUUGCCUUCUUCUUUUUCUUCUUCUUUCUUAAGUCGUUUUUUUUCUUCUUCUUCUUCUUCAGCCCUUUUUCUUCUUUUUUCCUUCUUCUUUUUCUUCUUCUUUCUUAAGUCGUUUUUUUUCUUCUUCUUCUUCAGCCCUCUUUCUUCUUGUCUAAGACGUAUUUUCUUCUCCUCCAGUUUUCCUUCUUCUUUUUCUUCUUCUUUCUUACGUCGUUUUUUAUUCUUCUUCUUCUUCUUCUUCUUCUUCUUUUUCUUCUUCUUCUUCAGCUCUUUUUCUUCUUGUCUAAGACGUAUUUUCUACUCCUCCAGUUUUCCUUCUUCUUUUUCUUCUUCUUUCUUAAGUCGUUUUUUAUUCUUCUUCUUCUUCAGCUCUUUUUCUUCUUGUCUAAGACGUAUUUUCUUCUCCUCCAGUUUUCCAUCUUCUUUUUCUUCUUCUUUCUUAAGUCGUUUUUUAUUCUUCUUCUUCUUCUGCAGCUCUUUUUCUUCUUGUCUAAGACGUAUUUUCUUCUCUUCCAGUUUUCCUUCUUCUUUUUCUUCUUCUUUCUUAACUCGUUUUUUCUUCUUCUUCUUCUUCUUCUUCUUCUUCUUCAGCUCUUUUUCUUCUUGUCUAAGACGUAUUUUCUUCUCCUCCAGUUUUCCUUCUUCUUUUUCUUCUUCUUUCUUACGUCGUUUUUUAUUCUUCUUCUUCUUCUUCUUCAGCUCUUUUUCUUCUUGUCUAAGACGUAUUUUCUUCUCCAGUUUUCCUUCUUCUUUUUCUUCUUCUUUCUUAAGUCGUUUUUUAUUCUUCUUCUUCUUAAGCGCUUUUUCUUCUUGUCUAAGACGUAUUUUCUUCUCCUCCAGUUUUCCUUCUUCUUUUUCUUCUUCUUUCUUAAGUCGUUUUUUAUUCUUCUUCUUCUUCUUCAGCUCUUUUUCUUCUUGUCUAAGACGUAUUUUCUUCUCCUCCAGUUUUCCUUCUUCUUUUUCUUCUUCUUUCUUAAGUCGUUUUUUCUUCUUCUUCUUCUUCUUCUUCUUCUUCUUCUUCUUCUUCUUCUUCUUCUUCUUCUUCAGCUCUUUUUCUUCUUGUCUAAGACUCGUUUCUUUUUCUUCUUCUUCAGCCCUUUUCUUCUUGUCUAAGACGUAUUUUCUUCUCCUCCAGUUUUCCUUCUUCUUUUUCUUCUUCUUUCUUAAGUCGUUUUUUUUCUUCUUCUUCUUCAGCUCUUUUUCUUCUUGUCUAAGACGUAUUUUCUUCUCCUCCAGUUUUCCUUCUUCUUUUUCUUCUUCUUUCUUAAGUCGUUUUUUAUUCUUCUUCUUCAGCCCUUUUUCUUCUUGUCUAAGACGUAUUUUCUUCUCCUCCAGUUUUCCUUCUUCUUUUUCUUCUUCUUUCUUAAGUCGUUUUUUUUCUUCUUCUUCUUCUUCAGCUUUUUUCUUCUUGUCUCAGUUUUCCUUCUUCUUUUUCUUCUUCUUUCUUAAGUCGUUUUUUAUUCUUCUUCUUCUUCUUCAGCUCUUUUUCUUCUUGUCUAAGACUUAUUUUCUUCUCCUCCAAUUUUUCUUCUUCUUUUUCUUCUUCUUUCUUAAUUUUCCUUCUUCUUUUUCUUCUUCUUUCUUAAGUCGUUUUUUAUUCUUCUUCUUCUUCUUCAGCUCUUUUUCUUCUUGUCUAAGACGUAUUUUCUUCUCCUCCAGUUUUCCUUCUUCUUUUUCUUCUUCUUUCUUAAGUCGUUUUCUUCUUCUUCUUCUUCUUCUUCUUCUUCUUCUUCUUCUUCAGCUCUUUUUCUUCUUGUCUAUGACUCUUUUUCUUCACCAUCGUUUCUUCUUCUUCUUCUUCUUUUUCUUCUACUUCUUUUUCUUCUUCUUCUUCACUGAUUUUUCUUCUUCUCUAACUCUUCUUCUUCUUUUUCCCAAAGUUUUCCUUUUCUUUUUAUUCACUUUUUCCUUUCCUCUAUUCUUUGUUUUCUUCUUUUUCGUCUUCUUCAACUCUUUUUCUACUUCAUUAAAUAGUAUUUCUCUCUCUGCUUCUUUUUCCUCUUCUCCUUUUACGCCUUCUUCUUCAACACUUUUUCUUCUUCACAAAGUCGUAUUUCUCAAUCUUCUUCUUCCUCUUCUUUUUCAACACUUUUUCUUCUACAACCGGUAUUCACUAAAUCGUAUUUCUCAGUCUCCUUCGUCUACCUCGUUUACUUCUUAUUCAAAUUUUUUCCUCUUCACAAAUUGGCAUUUCUCAUUUUUCUUCUUCACUAACUCGUAUUUCUCAGUCAGUUUCUUCUUCCUCUUUCCUUCUUUUUUAAAUUUUUACUUCUUCACUAACUUUAGUUUUCUCCUUCCUCUUUGUUUCUUUUUCAACUCUUUUUCUUCUUCACUAACACGUAUUUCUCAGUCUGUCUCUUCUUCAUCUUUGAUUCUUUUUCGGCUUUUUUUCUUCUUCACUAACUCGUAUUUCUCAACUUUUUUCUUCUUCACUAACUUGUAUUUCUCACUCACUUUCUUCUUCCUCUUUCCUUCAUUUUUAACUUUUUUCUUCUUCACUAACUUUCACUUUCUUCAUCCUCUUUGCUUCUUUUUCGAUUCUUUUUUUCUUUUUCACAUAUUUUUCAUCUUCUUUUUCUUUUUUUUAUUCUUCUAUUUUUUUUCUUCACCCUCGUUAAAUCUUGUCUUCUUAUGUUCUCAGGCACAUCUACGUCUUUUUGAACUUCUUUAA